AUGUCUACUAAAGAUGUCCUGUUAAACUCUUUACGAUCAUCAGAUAGGUUAGGGAAAGAAAAUACUUCUCUUGUUGGGAAAGCUUUUAAAUGUGACAAUUGUUCUUAUACAUGUACUGAGAACAGUGAUCUUGUGAAACAUUUACGUAUUCACACGGGAGAGAAACCCUACAAGUGUAACCAAUGUUCAUAUACUUGCUCUGAUAAAUCAAGUCUUAUUAUACACCAACGUACUCACACGGGAGAGAAACCUUACAAGUGUAAGGAAUGUUCAUAUACUUGCUCUUUUAAAUCACGUCUUGUCAGACACCAACGUACUCAUACGAGAGAGAAACCCUACAAGUGUAACCAAUGUUCAUUUUGUAGUGCUCGGAAAGGUGAUCUCAUUAGACAUAUGAGGAUUCACACAGGAGAGAAACCCUACAAGUGUAAUGAAUGUUCAUAUUGUAGUGCUCAGAAAGGUGAUCUCAAGAAACAUUAUAUGAGGACUCACACGGGAGAGAAACCCUACAAGUGUAAUGAAUGUUCAUAUACUUCCUCUGAUAAAUCAAAUCUUAUUACACACCAACGUACUCACACUGGAGAAAAACCCUACAGGUGUAAGGAAUGUUCGUAUUCUAGUGCUCAGAAAGGUGAUCUCAAGAAACAUAUAAGGACUCACACGGGAGAAAACCCCUACAAGUGUAAGGAAUGUUCAUAUACUUUCUCUGUUAAAUCAAGUCUUAUUAUACACCAACGGACUCACACGGGAGAGAAACCCAACAAGUGUAAGGAAUGUUCAUAUGCUUGCUCUGAUAAAUCACGUCUUGUCAGACACCACCGUACUCACACAAGAGAGAAACUCUAAAAUUGCCAGGAAUGUUCUUAUACAACUUUUAUACUUGUAUUGUUCUGAUCAGUCACACUUUAUUAGAUACCAGCGUAUUCACGGGUAAAGAAUGUCAGUUUACUUCCACUUUUCUAUUAUUAGUUCAACAACGAGGUAUGAUCAAUGAUUGCAUUUAUUGUUUAGAAAU
This is a messenger RNA of Bolinopsis microptera, 1015 nucleotides long. RefSeq names its product zinc finger protein 271-like. The coding region runs from base 1 to 846 and encodes 281 amino acids. Lineage: Eukaryota; Metazoa; Ctenophora; Tentaculata; Lobata; Bolinopsidae. The transcript has a single exon. Gene Ontology annotation, biological process: regulation of transcription by RNA polymerase II. Gene Ontology annotation, cellular component: nucleus. The record is from RefSeq and is a predicted model, not a curated record. Gene Ontology annotation, molecular function: RNA polymerase II cis-regulatory region sequence-specific DNA binding; DNA-binding transcription factor activity, RNA polymerase II-specific.